Ilyonectria robusta is the source of this 13443-nucleotide messenger RNA. RefSeq lists its product as uncharacterized. Gene Ontology annotation, cellular component: cytoplasm. Gene Ontology annotation, molecular function: catalytic activity; phosphopantetheine binding. Gene Ontology annotation, biological process: secondary metabolite biosynthetic process; amino acid activation for nonribosomal peptide biosynthetic process. The record is from RefSeq and is a predicted model, not a curated record. Lineage: Eukaryota; Fungi; Ascomycota; Sordariomycetes; Hypocreales; Nectriaceae. The transcript has 8 exons. The annotation marks the transcript as partial.
UCAGCGCAUUCAAUGUCGUUCAGCCUCCGAUUCUCUCGCUCACACCUCUCUGAGGAGGCUGCGUCUCUCAUCGCCGCCAACUAUCGGGCCAUCGCCUCCCACCUCAUCUCCAAUCCCGACUCGCCCCUCAGCCAUCUGCGAAAAAUAGGGAUGAGCUCGGAAGACCUGCAGAAGACCCUUUCGUGGAAUCAUACCUGUCCGCCUCCCGUUAGUGGCCUCAUCCACGAGUACAUCGCUAGGAACGCUACAUCGAGCCCGAACUCGCCCGCCGUCUACGCCUCGGACGCCUCGCUAACCUACCGCGAACUUGACAAGGCCUCCAACAUUCUAGCACACUUUCUUGUUCGCGAGUGCAUCGGGCCAGAGUCGGUCGUGCCCCUCUGCUUCGGCAAGUCGGCCUGGGCCACUGUCGCCAUGCUGGCUGUCGUCAAGGCUGGGGCCGCUUUUACGCUGCUAGAUCCUUCGUUCCCUACCGACACCUUGCGGGCGACGAUCCAGCGAACCGGUGCUAGACUCCUUCUUUGUUCCGCUUCGUGCCGUGCCAUAUGGAGUGGCGACGAGGGUGACAAUGACGGCAGUCCUCUCGUCAUCCACGAAGUGACCCCUGAAUCGAUCGCCGCACUGCCUCGACCACGCAGCAUAGCUCCUCCUCAGACCUCGGUCAAGCCAUCGAGCCUUCUAUACGUCGUCUUCACCUCCGGUAGCUCAGGUGAGCCCAAGGGCGUCUGCGUCGAGCAUUCCGGAUACCUGUCUACGUCCCUUGACUUCAUUCACGCGACAGGAAUGGACUCUUCGAGCCGCAUUCUCCAGGCCGCGUCAUACUCCUUCGAUACUAGUAUCUAUGAGAAUCUGACAACCUUGCUGUGCGGUGGUUGUGUAUGCACGCCCGACGAGGAGACUCGAGAGGAAAAGGGGCUCGCUGGCAUCAUCCGGGACUUUGGCGUGAACUGGGCCUAUCUCACGCCGUCACUUGUCAAGACCAUCCGGCCGGACGACGUGCUCCCCGGCCUUGGGACCUUGGUCCUUAUGGGAGAGGCGCCGGCUGAGGUCGACAUCGAGACGUGGGCAGGUAGAGUCCGGCUGAUAAAUGGCUACGGCCCAAGUGAGUGCUGCGUUGCCUCGGCAGUCCGUCUGAUGCGCUCCCCGGAUCCGAGCGACGUCUCGCCCAUUGAGGCGGCCAACUUCGGGUGGCCUGUCGGCGGACUGUUCUGGGUCGUCUCCCCCGCGAACCACCACCAUUUGGUUCCCGUCGGGGCGGUUGGAGAGCUCGCCAUAGAAGGGCCUCACCUGGGCCGGGGAUAUCUCGGCGACGACGAGCAGACGGCCAGGGCGUUUGUCGACUCCCCGGAAUGGUCAUCAGAGUUCCCGGCCUCGCACAGUCGGAGGAUCUAUCUGACUGGGGACAUCGUGCGGCGAAUGAUGGACGGCUCGGUCGUCUUCCUUGGGAGGAAAGACGCCCAGGUCAAGGUCAGAGGGAUGCGUGUCGAGCUCGGUGCUGUUGAGCAGCAUCUAUGUGCGGACCGUGGCGUCAGGCUCGCCGUGGCCGUUGUGCCUGAACAUGGGGCCCGAAAGGAUCGCCUCGUGGCGGUAGUAUCCCAUGUAAGCAUGGAGACGACCGAGUCAGAUGUGGCCUUGAGUGCUGUCGAGUUCGGGGCCUCGCAACCAGAGUCAGAGCUGGGUCAACUUCGCCAGUCCAUCCGAGGCAUGAGAGAUCUCCUUAGGCUAAGACUGCCAGGGUACAUGAUUCCCUCAAGUUGGUUUGUGCUUCAAUCUUUUCCCUUGAGACCUUCAGGCAAGAUCGACAGACGCAACGUCAAAGAAUGGAUCAAUGCAAUGGACACGCCGGCCACGGAUAGAAUUGAGUGCUUCCUAGACCAGGACGAGAGGGAAGAGAUCACUUCUCUUGCCGAGGGGUUAAAUCCAAUCACGGAUACGAUUCGUCGCCAAAUCGGACUUGUGUUGAAUCUACCCUUCGAAUCUAUCUCGCCAGGGAAGAGCUUUAUCAACCUCGGCGGCGACUCCAUCUCAGCUCUCCAUCUCAAGUCUCAGUGCUUAGCUGAGAACAUAGUCCUAAGCACGCACGAUAUCCUGCGCUCCAGAUCUAUCAGUUGGCUUGCAUCUUGUGCCAAAUUAGCCGACGCCCAGGUCGAUACGAUUCUUCCGGAAGACAGAGACUCGCUCGGUGUGCCCUUCGAUCUCUCACCCAUCCAACAGCUCUACUUCCAGUGGGAGCCGGAGUGUACGCUGGCAGGAGGAAGCAACCGAUUCAAUCAGAGCUUUCAGCUGCGUGUGAAACGCCCAUUGUCAGUGGGGGACAUGGAACAAGCAUUGGACUUGAUGGCUGAGAGACAUGCCAUCCUCCGGUGCCGAUUUGUUCAGCCAGCUUCGCCCUUGCCUGGUGCCAGAUGGCGGCAAAUGAUCCCAGAGUCUACUGAAAACACCUUCCUCUUGAGAGAGCACCGGAUCUCUGACCAUGAAGAGAUAGACGCCAUCAUCCUCAGUAGCCAGUGUGCUAUUGACGUCUUCAGUGGACCUGGCUUCGUCGUCGACCUCAUCAACGAGCCCCAGGGCCAGCUGCUGUCCAUGAUCGCCCACCACGCCAUCAUUGAUCUCGUAUCCUGGAGGAUUAUAAUCCGGGAGCUGGAAGUCGUCCUGCAAGACGGCGUUGGCGCCCUCCGGCCUCAGAGGUCCCUUUCCUGGCAGGUAUGGUGUAGACUCCAAGCGGACUACGCGAGCAGACUAUUGUCUCCUAGAGUCGCUCUCCCUCGCCACAAUCGAUUGACACCUCCAAAUCUGGAUUACUGGGGGGUGGAGAACAGAGAGAACAAGUUCGGCAACGUUACCAGGUCAGUCGUAAAUCUAGACUCGCCCACGACGUCCCUCCUCAUGGGACCAAAGCUACACGAGGCUCUGCGCACUGAACCAGUCGAUUUGUUUCUCUCUGCUGUCAUACACUCUUUCGCCGAGGUCUUUUACGACCGCCAGCCACCAAUCGUCUUCCGCGAGUCGCACGGGCGAGAGCCUUGGGAUGACUCCAUCGACAUCUCCUCAACUGUCGGCUGGUUUACGACCAUGUAUCCCAUCCUUACUGAAACAAAUCCCAUAAAAGAUGAUCUACUUGGCACGCUUAGGCGCGUCAAAGACGCCCAAAGAUGUGUCCCAAGUAACGGCUGGUCGUACUUUGCGUCGCGUUUCCUUCACCCAGACGGCGUGAAGGCUUUCGGUUCCUCAGCACCUACACCCGAGAUUGUCUUCGACUUUCUGGGUCUCUACCAACAGUUGGAGAGACCUGACGGGCUGUUUGAGCAAGAAAUCUUCUUUCCAGAAGAGUACGACAUUGGGCCCGAGUUUCACCGCCCCGGUCUCUUCGAAAUCACGGCCGAAAUUGUCCGGGGCUGUCUCCGGCUCAAGUUUGAGUAUAACAAAAGCAUGAAGCACCAAGCCGCCAUUGCAACAUGGGUUCAAAAGUGCGAGGAGGGUCUGCAUGCCUUCGUAUCUGUACUCGCCCAAGCCCGACAUUCUUACACGCUCAGUGACUUCCCACUCCUCACGACUGGAUAUGAUGGUCUCGACAACCUCUUUUCCUCAAUUCUUCCCGAGCUGGGCGUGUCACUGAACAACGUUGAAGAUGUUUAUGACACAUCGCCCAUGCAGACAGGCCUCCUGCUCAGUCAGGCUAAGGAGCCCAGUCUGUACCAGUGCUUUACUGUCUUUCAGGUAGCUCCGGUGUCUCGCUCUCACUCCAUCGACCUACAGCGCCUUGAAGAAGCUUGGAUCAAGCUUAUCCAGCGUCACUCUGCCCUUCGGACAAUAUUUAUACCCGACAUGGUCUCCCGCGACGGCGCCUUCUGCCAAGUUGUCCUCAAAAUGGUAGAGCCCAGAAUUCUGAAGUUGACUUGUCUGGUCAGUGAACUUGACGCUGUCCUAAGAGAGCCGCUGAGCCUCCCUGUUCGGGAUGCACUCCCUCCUCAUAGGCUGACCAUUAUUGAUGUCAGCGAUGGGAGCAGGUUCAUUAGAAUCGACAUCAACCAUGCCUUCAUUGACGGGGCUUCGGGUGACAUCCUUGUCCGGGACUUCAUCAGUCUCUACCAUGGCGGGGAACAACUCCCAGAGGCACCGGCUUACCGCGAGCUGGUCUCCUUUACACAAGGACGUGAUUCAACCAAGGAGCUAGAGUAUUGGGCAAAUGUUCUCAAACAUAUUCAGCCGUGUCACUUGCCCGUCCUCGACGACGGAGUUGUGCAGGAUGGGUCUCUCCAAGUCACCCAGGCUAAAUCUCUACCCUCUCUCGACUCUCUGAAUGCUUUUUGCCAGUCACGCAAUAUCACCCUGCCCACAGUGUUCAAGCUUGCCUGGUCGCUCGUACUCCGGGCCUAUACCGGCUCCGACAACCCGUGCUUCGGCUAUCUCGUCUCCGGUCGCGAUGACCUCGACGCCGACGAUGACCGCUCGCGAAUCAUCAAGGAGAAUGCUAUUGGCGCGUUUGUCAAUAUUCUUGCCUGCCGCUGCGAUCUCUCCGAUACGCUCGAUGCCGUACUCCGCGGCAUUCAGGAUGACUCGCUCCGGGAUCUCCAGUACCAAUACUGCUCUCUCGCCCACGUCCAGCGAAACCUCAUGCUAGGGCCCGGCAGCGGCCGGCUCCAGCAGCAACGACAACAAGCACUGUUCAAUACUAUCCUGAACUUCCAGGUUCAUCAACCACGUGUCGCUCUUUCCGAAGCAUUGCUUGCACUAGAGCCAGUGUAUAUACACGAACCAACCGAAUACAACGCCAUCAUCGACAUUCACGUCACCAGUGACAGCCUCGAAGUGGCACUCGCUCACUGGACGUCCUCCGUCUGUCCCGGUCAAGCUCAACAUCUGGUUGAUGCAUUCUCGGCAGCCUUAACAUCUCUGCUCCACUCUUCAUCAUCAGCAACCAUCACCGCGCGGGAGAUGCAUCUUGUUGGCAGUGGUCAGCAGAAGCAGCUCUGGGCGUGGAAUGAGACCGUCCCUCCACGAGUCGACGAAUGCAUCCACGACAUUAUUUCCUUGAAUGUAGCUGCAUAUCCUGCUGCCCCAGCUGUCGAGUCUUGGGACGGGAGCUACACGUACGAGGAGCUAGAAGACACUACUACGCGACUUGCUCGUCACCUCGCACAUCUCGGAAUCGGAGUUGGCUCUACCGUGCCUUUGUGCUUCGAGAAGUCUGCUUGGGCAGUCAUCAGCAUGCUGGCCGUCCUGAAGGCUGGUGGCUCAUUCCUUCUCCUGGAUCCCAAGCACGUGUCGGCUGAUAGAACGAUGGGCAUCGUCAAAGACACGCAGGCUCGGUUCGUCUUAGCCAGCAAGAAGGAAUCCAUGCUUCUUAACGACCUGGUCGCUGUACUCGGUGUCAUGUCAUGUCCAAACUGUCUGAAAGACGAUCUGAGCGAGACUCACAGUUCUCCAAUCCACGUCGUUACCCCUCUCGACCCAGCGUAUAUCAUAUUCACCAGCGCAACGACGGGCCAGCCCAAAGGCAUCGUCACUAGCCAUUCAGCCUUCUGCACUGCAGCCCAGGCCCAAGGAAGACGACUCCAGCUCUCGCGCAGCUCCCGCAUGCUGCAGUACGCCUCGUACUCUUUCGACGCGAGCAUAGCCGAGAUUAUCAUGCCCCUCUUUUUCGGAGGCUGCGUCUGUGUUCCCAGCGAGAGACAGAGGACCGACGGCAUCACAGACAUGAUAAACGAGACGCAGGUCAAUUUCGCUAUCCUAACACCGACUGUCGCCCGUCUCGUCGCGCCGGCUGACAUCCCGGGUGUAAAGGCUCUCGUCCUCUGCGGUGAGCCCAUGGCCCGGUUGGAUAUUGCGCAGUGGAAGGGGCACGUAAGGCUGAUGAACGCGUACGGGCCAAGCGAGUGCGGCGUCAGCACAGCCGUGAACAACUACAUAUCCGCUGAUCCGACUAAUAUUGGCCAUCAAGCGGGCUGCAUAUGCUGGGUCGUCGACCCGGAAGACUCUGAGCGCCUUGUGCCAAUUGGAGGCGUUGGCGAGCUGAUGAUCGAGGGCUUCAACCUCGCCGACGGCUAUCUGAACAAUGAAGAAAAAACACGCCAAGCCUUCGUCAACCCACCAUCGUGGCUCGUUGAACAGCGUUCUAAGAAUCACGGCGAAGACGCCGUCCCUACUCGUGUGUACAAGACGGGCGAUCUCAUUCGCCUCAACUCAGACGGCAGUAUCAAGUUUAUCGGUCGGAAGGAUACGCAAUCCAAGCUCCACGGACAGAGGAUAGAGCUUCACGAGAUCGAGCAACAUAUGCUCUCCCACUACGACGCCCUGGGGACUCUGGCGGUUGAAGUCAUCGAGCCGGAGAUCCGCAAGGGUAGCCAGACGCUGGCGGCGUUCAUUACUCUAGCUCGAGGGAAAGGAGAAGAAGAUGACGGGAGAAAUGGGCCAGAAAAGACGGACAUUCAUGGAGAGAAUAACUUCUUGGAACUUCCGCAAGAUCUCACUGUCCAGUUCCAGGCCUUGCAGACCGCAUUGGCAAGCGUCCUCUCUCCCUACAUGAUCCCGACACUUUUCAUUGCACUCUCUGCAUUCCCAUUGUCACCUUCGGGGAAGUUGGAUCGUAGGACCCUCCGCAGGAAUGCUGCAAAGAUCCCAGCAACCCUCUUCCGCCAGUACUCGCUCGCGGGAGGCGCCAUUCAAGAAAGGCUUGAAAGCGAGGCGGAGGAGACGCUUCGAAAAGCCUGGGUAGAGACUCUGGGCGUGCAGCCGGACAUGAUUGGCCGCAAGACGAGUUUCACACGCCUUGGAGGGGACUCUCUCGCUGCUAUGAGACUCGCGUCAAUUGCGCGGAGCAAAUACGGUCUGGCAAUCGCGGUGGCGGACAUCUUCAAGCGCCCGAGGCUCUGCGACAUGGCUUCCGAGAUGGGAGUAUACGAUUUGGGAUCGGGAGCUAUCUCGUCUCAUCCCGCUGACAUUAAGCCAUUCGCACUCCUGGAUCUUGGAGACAAGUCGGUCGACUGGCUGAUAUCCACAGCCGCAAUCCAAUGCCGAAUUGCUCCGGAUGAUAUCCUUGAUAUGUAUCCCUGCACUCCCCUCCAAGAAGGUCUCAUGGCCAUCUCGGUUGAGAAACAAGGCGCCUACCUCCACCGCGGCGUGUUCCCAUUGCCUCGGAAGACGGUGGACCUCAACCGCCUGAAGCGUGCUUGGGAAGUCGUUGUUGCAGCAAACCCGAUCCUCCGGACCAGGUUCGUGAGCAUCGAAGGUACCAGCAACAUGCAGGUCGUCCUCAAUCAGUCAAUUACCUGGCUGCAUCCCGUCGCGUGCUCGAAGGAGAAGUACCUUGCCGAUGACCUAGACAUUGCCCUCGCCUGGGGCUCGCCUCUAAACAGGUUCGCUGUCCUGGAGCCGGCAGACAACGCGGACGACGAUGAAGAGCCUUGCCUCGUGUGGACGGCACAUCAUGGACUCUUCGACGAAUGGAGCCUGAACCUGACUCUAGAGCAGCUGCAGAAGGCUUACCGUCAGGAGGAGCUGCCUACUGUCCUUCCGUUCAACCACUUCAUCGCCCAUAUCAGCUCCAAAGACGAAGCUGCAUGCGCCACGUACUGGGCUUCCCAGCUCGCCGGCGACACCCCUCCAGCAACGAUCCCACAACUCCCGACCAACACGUACGUCCCACGUAUCAGUGGCUCUCAUUCCCGCCUGAUCAGCGUCACGAGAAGCCGAUCGGCAGGCGCUCACAUCACGACGCCGACCAUCCUCCGAGCCGCGUGGGCCCUCGUCACUGGGCGGUACGCCAACACCGCCAACGCGGAACACGUCAUCUUUGGAGCGUCCGUAUCCGGGAGAAGCGCAGCUGUAGACGGUGUCGAGAGGAUCAAUGGGCCGACGUUGGCAACAGUGCCGGUCAAGGUGUAUCUCGGAAGGGAGCAGCCCAUCUCGGGCUUCCUCGAGGAUAUCCAGGCGCAGGCUGCGGACAUGAUCCAGUACGAGCACUGGGGCCUGCAUAACAUGGCCGGUGUGAGCCGCAAUGUGGCCUUUCAGAAUCUGUUUGUUGUUCAUCUUCCGGACGGAAGAAGUAGCAGCAGCACAAAGAGUGAUGGGAUGGGCUGGAACGAACCUCCUGACGGGCUCAAGAUGAUCGCCAGCACCCACGCCGACUACCAUGUAUACGCCCUCGUCGCCGAGUGCUUCCUCCAGGAAGACAACCAGAGCUUUACCAUCAGGAUGUCCUAUGACGGCCAAGUUGUUCCCUACGCCGCCCGGUUAGCAAGUCACUUUGACUGGCUUGUUCAGCAGCUGAUUGACCGCGCCGAGGAUGAAUCACCGCUCGGCACCCUAGACUUCUGCAGCGCCGAGGACAAGUUGCGUAUCCGCGAAUGGAAUCACGAGGACCCCAAGAUAGUCGAGGACUGCAUCCACGAGAUUGUUAGCAUGAACGCCACCCAAAGACCCAACGCACCCGCCAUACGUGCCUGGGACUUUGACCUCACGUACGCCCAGCUCGACGCCAUGUCGGCCAAGCUAGCAAGGCAUCUUGUUCAUGGCAUGGGGGUACGGGUGGAGCAAAUCGUACCGGUCAUCUUUGAGAAGUCAGCAUGGGCAGUCAUGGCUCAGCUUGCCGUUCUCAAGGCGGGCGGCGUCAUGUGCAUGCUCGAUCCGGCGCAUCCUCCACAAAGACUUGAGGACCAGAUUGACAUAACAGAGGCGCACUUUAUCCUCGCUUCUGAGCUGUACUCAGAUCUCCUUCGACGAGACGGACGCACGAUUUUAACGAUAGACGCGUCGACCAUGCAGUCCAUCAGUGAAGGCGUGGAAGAAGCCUUGCCAAUCGUCAAGCCGGAGAACGCGGCGUAUGUCGUCUUUACAAGCGGGACGACGGGCAGGCCCAAGGCAAGCAUCACCGAACACCGCUCUUUCGUCUCAUGUUCAGCCUCCUUUGCCGUCAAAAUGCACAUCUCGCAGAUGUCCCGCUCACUCCAGCACGCUGCGUACAGCUUCGACCCGUACAUCGUCGAGACCUUUUCGACCUUGACCCAGGGAGGCUGCGUGUGUCUAGCCCGUGACGAGGCCCGAACCAACCCGGCCGAGUUGGUGGACGUCAUUCAGGAGCUAGGCGUUAACUGGGCCAUGAUGACACCUUCUGUCGGCCGCCUCCUACCCAGAAACGAAGUCCCUUCCCUCAAGACGCUUAUAUUAUGCGGUGAGGCCUUGUCCCAAACGGAUCGGUUCUGGUCCAAUACAGUUCGCCUGAUGAACGUCUACGGACCGUCCGAGUGUUCUGUUGUCUCCGCCCUCAACAACCGUGUGACACUAGACUCGGACUGCACUGCCAUUGGCAAAGGAGCUGGAAGCCGUUGCUGGAUCGCCGAGCCGCACAAUCACAACUUGCUGACACCGGUUGGGUGCGUUGGGGAGCUACUGCUUGACUCUGUUGGGCUCGCAAGAGGCUAUCUGGGACAGCCAGGCAAGACAGCCGAGGUGUUUGUCCACGGAGCUGCCUGGUUGGAGGAGUUCGGGAGGCCGGGAAACAGCCGUAUGUACAAGACGGGCGAUCUGGUGCGAUACGACCCGGCGGACGGCAUGAUCAGCUUCGUCGGGCGCAAGGACAUGCAGCUGAAGCUCCAUGGGCAGCGAUUCGAGCCCGGCGAGGUGGAGCAUCAUCUCAUGGCACACGAGCAGGUCAGGAUCGCCGCUGUAAUUCAUCCCAACGCGGGCAGGUUCAAGGGGAGGUUGGUGGCCACCCUGGCUCUCGGUUUCACUGCCAGCACCACUGCGGAGAGCAACGCCAUCUUGAAGCUGGUCAGCGGACCCGACAGAGCUAUUGCGUCUCUUCAGAUCAACGACAUCAAGAUGCGGCUUGAGGCCCAGGUUCCGUCGUAUAUGGUUCCGUCCGUAUGGGCAGUGGUCUACCGUGUACCCCUGACACCCUCUGCCAAGAUCGGGAAGCGUGAUAUCGCCAGCUGGCUUGAGAGUAUGAGCCACGAGACUGCUGACGAGAUCAUGGCUUUUGCCGGCGCCUAUGAGGAAGAUGCUGGCCUGCCAAGUAACAAUGAGAUGGAGCAGCGACUGCGGCAGAUCGUUGCCAGGGUCCUCGGUCUGGACGUCGACCAAGUUCUCGUUGGCCGCUCCUUCAUCAGCCUCGGGGGCGAUUCCAUCACAGCCAUACAGGCCAUGGCUCGCUGUCGCUAUGAGAAUAUCGCCGUCCAGACCAAGGACAUCUUGCAGAGCAAAUCCAUCCAGCGGCUUGCAUCCGUAACCCCCGAACCAACGCUGAGCGACUUCCCCCAGAUGCCUCACCUCACAUACCAACAGUUGGACCGUAUCAAAGACGAGAUCGUGCCAGCUCUCAAACUGUCUAGCCUGGCCGACAUCGCGGCUAUAUACCCCUGCGGACCGACGCAGAAAGGCAUUUUGAUCAGUCAAGCGCGCUCUGCCAGCUCGUACAGGGAGUCAUUCCUCUAUGCCGUCACAUCCGAGACGGCCAAGCCGGUGGACAUGGGGAGACUAGAGGCGGCUUGGAAGGCUGUCGUUGCUCGGCAUGAUGCUCUGCGAACGGUCAUCAUCGAGGACACGAUGGCCACAGACAAGAUGCGCAAGCUAUCCGCCAGCGGUACCACAGCCAACACAACGAGAAAGGCCCUCGAUCCCGAGCACAGCUUGCUCCUCUGCCGCACCGCAGACAUAGUCUACCUGUAUCUCGAGAUCAGCCACGCGCUGAUCGAUGGAUUCUCCAUGCCCGUCCUCCUAAACGAUAUCGCUUUGGCCUACGACGGUUUGCGUCUCGGGUCGGCAGGCGAGUUGCGUCCACCGGGCUUCGGAGAUUAUGUUGCCCAUGUCGAGGGUCUGUCCGCCGAUGAUUCCUUUGCCUACUGGGUAAACUAUCUUGACGGCGUCCCAUCGUGUCACUUCCCAGCGCUCAAGGAGAGCACCAUCCGGCAAAUGCAGUCAAUCCCAGCCGAGCUGGGCAUCUCAUCUGAGGCCAUCUUCGACUUCUGUCUCGAGUAUGGUCUCACGCCGGCUAGCGUCUUUAGAAUGGCCUGGGCUCUUGUCCUGCGAGCCUAUACAGGCAUGGACGAUGUCUGCUUCGGCUUCCUAGCGUCCGGCCGCGACGCCGCUGUCGAGGGCAUCGAGUCGAUCAUCGGUGUCGUCUGCAACAUGCUCAUCGUCAGAGUCAACCUAGGCAAUGACAAUAGCAAGACUGGUAUCAAGAUGCUGGAGGCCAUGCAAGACAGCUGGUCCAACAGCCUCAACCACCAGUUUGUCUCCCUGGCCGAUGUGCUGCAUCGCCACCAACAGCAGCCAUCGACGGGGCCCUCAGCGUCCUCCAGACGCCCCGAAGCGAUCCUAAGUUUCGACGCACUCGGGGGAGACGACGGCGCCGAGUACGAUGUGACAGUGAAUGUGUGGCCUGCGGCAAACGGCUCGGGCUUCCGUGCCUCAAUCAACUACAGGGCUUCUCACAUGACGGCUGUCCAGGCGAGAGGGGUCUCGCGGACAUUCAGUAGGGCUGUUGAGUGUAUCAUGGAGAUGAGCCAUCGUCCACUUGCAGAGUGGUGUCUAAUCAGGGAGGGAGAUGCACAAAAUUCAGCAGAACAGACCACCGCUCUAGACGCAAACACCGACAUUAAUCCUUAUGGCAGCAGCUGUGUGGAUGAGGUUAUAUCGGCCACUGCGAAAAAGAGUCCUGACGGCCCUGCUGUCUGCUCUUGGGACGGACAGCUCACAUAUCAAGAACUCGAGACCUUGUCAACUCAGCUUGCCAUUCAUCUCGCGGAUCAUCACGAGGUCGGGCCAGAGGUUCUCGUGCCGGUGUGUGUGGAAAAGAGUCUGUGGUUCGUCGUGGCCGUGGUAGCUGUUCUCAAGGCGGGCGCUGCAUUUGUUCCGAUGGACGCCACUCAGCCAGGGCGGUUCCAAACUGUCUUUGAGCAGACAAAUGCCCGUCUCGUGCUCACCUCGGAAGCGGUGAGGAAGCAACUCUCGUCUAAUCAUCAAGUCGAUCGAACCAUCGCUCCUCUUGUUGUGGACGCCGAGCUCAUGCAGCGGCUGGCUCCAGUCACGUCUAAUCACGCCCACACGCAACUCUCCAACCGCAGUCGACAUGCUGCAUAUGUCAUCUUCACCUCGGGAAGCACCGGCAUGCCUAAGGGUGUCGUGAUCGAGCACGCGGCCUGGUGCUCCAGUGCAGCUGGUCUGAUCGACGCGAUCGGUCUUGAUUCAAGGGCACGGGUGCUGCAAUUCGCCUCAUACAACUUCGACGCCGCCGUGUGCGAGAUCCUCUGCACACUCAUGUCUGGAGGCUGCUUGUGCAUCCCGUCCGAGGCGGAGCGGAUGGAUAAUAUCGAGGCGGCUAUCAACAGGAUGAAGGUCGACACGUUGACUGUAACUCCUUCAUUCGUCGCCACCCUACAGCCAGAGAACAUCCGUAGCGUUCAUACCAUCGUUCUGGUUGGAGAGUCGACACCCGAGCAUCAGAUACAGCGCUGGUUAGGCCGGGUAAGGCUGAUGCUCGGUUACGGGCCGUCAGAGUGCUCCGUCAUGAGCAGCAUCGUAGAUUGCCCGUCUGUCAGCCCUCUACAGUCCAACAACAUAGGUUUCCCGAGGAAUUGCAAGUAUUGGAUUGUCAACCCGGCUGAUCAUAAUGUCCUUGCACCGCCAGGCUCCAUAGGGGAGCUUUUGAUCGAGGGGACAAAACUAUCACGUGGCUACCUGAACGAUCCCUCCCGAACCGCCUCAGCAUUCAUCAUGAAUCCUCUCUGGGCCAACCGCUGUGUAGGCGAGACCCGAAAAAUGUACAAGACUGGCGACCUCGUCCGGCUGAACGCCGACGGGUCGUAUCGGUACACCGGGCGAAAGGACCGGCAGAUCAAGAUCAGCGGCCAACGCGUCGAGCUCGGCGAGGUUGAGCACCGCGCUCACCAGGCCCUGCGCAGGAAAUAUCAGGUCGCUGUGGAAGCCGUCGAUAUCGGCGGUAGUGGUAGCAGAGAGGUCAGGCUCGUAGCUUUUGCCGCCGCCGGCGAUGAGUGCGAAGACUUCCCUCUGGUUGCUUCUGGUAGAGACUCGCGACAAACUGCCUCAGCCUUCGAGGCCAGACACAAGUUUCGAGCCACGAUGAUGGCCUCCGUCCCAUCCUACAUGGUGCCUUCGGUCAUCCUCCCCCUUCGGCAACUUCCAUACCUUCCGUCUCACAAGAUUGAUCGCAACGAGCUGCGUCGGAUUGCUUUUGACUUCUUUGCAGACUCCUCAUCUCCAAGAAACUCGAGCAGUUUACCUGACCGUGUCGAGCUUACAAACCUGCAGCAACGUCUGCGUGAGCUCUGGGCCAGUGUGCUGAACAAGGAUGCGGCAGCGAUCAGCCUCGAGGACACUUUCCUCGACCUUGGUGGUGACUCGAUCCUGGCCAUCAAGCUUGUCAACACCUGUCGAUCUGCAGGGCUCGCAAUAUCAAUCGCCAAUGUCCUCCGGCAUCAAAGUCUC